Drosophila grimshawi is the source of this 5820-nucleotide messenger RNA. RefSeq names its product focal adhesion kinase 1 (gene Fak). The transcript has 19 exons. Gene Ontology annotation, biological process: protein phosphorylation; signal complex assembly. The coding region runs from base 539 to 5002 and encodes 1487 amino acids. Gene Ontology annotation, cellular component: focal adhesion; cytoskeleton. Lineage: Eukaryota; Metazoa; Arthropoda; Insecta; Diptera; Drosophilidae. The record is from RefSeq and is a predicted model, not a curated record. Gene Ontology annotation, molecular function: protein tyrosine kinase activity; ATP binding.
ACUCCUAUGAAUAGAAUCAUUUAAGAAGAAGAAGAACUUGUAAGAGGAAUUAAUUACUGUUUUCAAAUCGUACGAUUAUUAAAUAACUAAAUAGUGCUGAGCGCACAGUUGAUAUAAAAUUCAUUUGCUGUAUGUGCAAAUGUCAGAUAUACACAGGAGUCUUAACUAACUUGCCAGGGCACAUAUAUUUUUUUAGCGAGCGCAUAUUGCAAUAUUCAAGUUUCAUAUGUACAUAUGUGUAUGUAUGUGUUUGUCCAUAUGUAUAUAAAAAUGUAUAUUAAAGUACCUCAAUACGACGUACAUAAUUCUCAUAGAAUCCGACGAACAGAUUAAUCGAUCACAGAGUUUGAGACAGACAUCAUUGCAGAAUUUCAGAGUACGAGUCCAGGUGGUAUAGAAUAAACAUAUGGGUGACGGAAUAUGUAUACGGAAAAUAUCGUAUGUAAAUGCCUAAAAAUAACAAAAGUCUGGCUUGCAUAAAUUUAAUAGGUGGUGAAUUCAUAUAUAAAAUCGCCAGCAGUGCGAUAUUAUUUGAAGCAUGAACACUGCGGAAGGCAACCAAAGCAAUCAGCCGCAUAAGAGCAAUGAGUCCCAUUCGGAAGAUUAUGUGCUCCAUGUGCAUAUGCCCAACAAGAGUUUCAAAUCGAUUGCGUUCAAUAAAAAUGAAACGGUAUUCCACAUAAUUAAGAAAACAGUCGAGGAGUUUGGAAAAGAUGGUCAACCACCUCCAAGCAUUCAGCGUUAUGCAUGUCGCAUGUUAAAUGUGAUUACCAAAGAAGUACUAUGGUUAGCGCGGACAACGUUAAUGGACAAGGUGUUGUCGCACAUACUCUCACCGGGAUGCUCCAAUAUCGAUUGUCCCAACAACGAUCCGAUAAAAGCAAACCUAACAGAAUGCAAGGGCACGCAUCAAGGACGACGAUCUGUGACCACAGGAGUGUGGCGUGUGGAGCUGCGAGUACGCUAUGUGCCCCACAGGAUUCAAGAUCUCUUCGACGAAGACAAGACAACUUGCUUUUAUUAUUUUGAUCAGGUAAAGGACGAUUAUAUUCAAGCGAAUCUGACCGCUGUUGACGCCGAUUUAGCCGUACAACUUUGCUGUCUGGGCAUACGUCAUUAUUUCAAAAAUAUAACGCUUAAGGCGCCCGAUAAGAAGCAACACAUCGAUUAUAUAGAGAAAGAAAUUGGAUUUAAAUGUUUUAUUCCGCAAUCUGUGAUAAGCACAACAAAACCAAAGAAUCUAAAGAAAAUGAUCCAAGUUGGAUACAAAAAGGUCUACAAUUACAAUGACAUUGAGUACUUGACGAAGUUCUUCCAUCUGCUGAAAAACUUUUUCCUAACCGAUUUUGAACAAUUUUCGGUUACCUUGAGCUCUGCUUGGAACAUAUCUGGAAUUCUACACGUUGGUCCGCAUAUUGGAAUCUCUUACCAGACACAUCCUCAAGCAAGUUUAAGGAAUGUAGCUCAGUUCAAGGAUGUUGUUGCUAUUAAAACCUGCGCUCUCCCAAAGGAAAAAUUACUCAUCGAAGCGGAGCAACAAAAUUUAAAUUGCAAUUGUCAAAAGAUCAAAACGCAAAUCAAAAUUUCUGCAUCGAAUAUUGCGGAACCAUUAAUAAUAACGUGCAACGGGGUUAACACUGCUGAGAGUAUUGCUGAUCUUAUUGAUGGCUAUUGCCGACUAUUAACGAAAGAUCUGGGAUUUACAAUAUGGCAACGCGAAUCAAGUGUAAACACUGCUGAUAGCUCCACAAAAACAAGCAACGAUCAACCAACUACGUCAUCCCCUAGUAAAAGUAAACCUAUGCUAACAGAUGAUUACGCUGAAAUAGGUUUAUUAGAAGGCGAAGGGGAUUAUUCCACACCCACAGUGCGCAACUACGAGCUGGAUCGAUCUCAAAUAGUACUUAGUGCGAAAAUUGGUGUUGGGCAAUUUGGAGACGUUUAUGUUGGAUCGUACACAAUACCAAUAUCAGCUAAAAAGAUUAAGGCCAAUGAGAGUGAUCAAAGCAAUAGCGAUGCCAAAUAUGAUGUCAUUCAGGUUGCUGUUAAAACCUGUAAAGCCAAUGACGACCCAGAAAAGACAGAAAACUUUCUUGCCGAAGCAUAUAUAAUGCAAAAAUUCGAUCAUCCGCACAUCAUAAGAUUGAUUGGUAUUUGCAGUAUCAUGCCCAUUUGGAUAGUUAUGGAAUUGGCCAAGCUUGGCGAGUUGCGUGCGUACUUAAAGACAAACAGUGAGAGAUUGACACACGGAGUUUUACUUAAAUAUUGCUAUCAGUUGGCAACGGCACUCAGCUACUUGGAAUCGAAGAAGUUUGUUCACAGAGACAUUGCCGCGCGAAAUGUUCUUGUGAGCACGCCCACUUGUGUCAAGUUGGCUGAUUUUGGUUUGUCGCGCUGGGUUUCUGAUCAAUCAUAUUAUCACUCGACACCCACAGUUGCGCUCCCCAUCAAAUGGAUGUCACCCGAGUCAAUCAAUUUUCGUCGAUUUACGACUGCUAGUGAUGUCUGGAUGUUUGGUGUUUGUAUUUGGGAGAUUCUGAUGCUGGGCGUCAAACCCUUUCAAGGCGUGAAAAACAGUGAUGUUAUCACAAAGCUCGAGAAUGGAGAGAGGUUGCCUUUGCCACUCAAUUGUCCGCCCAGAUUAUACUCACUGAUGUCACAGUGUUGGGCCUACGAACCGCUGAAGAGGCCGAACUUUAAGCGUAUUAAGGAAACACUUUUUGAAAUUUUAUUGGAAGAUAGCAUCAGUUCGUCCGAAACUAUGAGGCGAGAGCACCGUCGUGUUGCAGGCAUUUCUUGGCUUGGCGACGCGGACAACGACAUUCCUCCAUUAAAGCCAUCUCGAACAGUAAAUGAUACUGAUAUGCCAAGCUUAAUGAAUGUCAACGAAGAAAAUAGGACUGUACCGCAGACCUAUAUUAUUGCCCAAAAUCCUGCAGUCCUUGCCCGACUAAUGAUGGAGAAUCAAAAGCGUGGCAUAAAUCCGGCGGCCUACACAACCCCAGCUUCGGUAUUUAAUACUUUAGCCGUAGGAAUCGAUGUCACUAAAUCGAAUCAUUCGCUUAAAACAACUAAACUCCCUGCAGCCGAGCUCCUUAAACUUGAUCCUGUAGCUGAUUCAGAGAAACAGCAAAACAAAUUUCCAACCAAUAGCCCCUCUUCUCAAAAUCUUAAUCCAUCUACAUCAUCAUCUGUCAGUAGUUCAUUUGAUUCGACUUCUAUGCCAGCUAAUUUCCAUCCCAAGAAUAUUAAGCCUCAGGUAUCCGGAUUAUCGUCCGAGCAUUUGCCACUUAAAAAUAAUUUCAUUAUCUGUGCACCACAUACGGAAAAUGACUUUCAUAUGGAUCAAAUGCAGGGAUCAACGGCUCGGCUUCCUACAGGCUACAGUUUAUAUGGCAGUCUCGAAAGGCACCAGGUACCACCAAUGGAGAAGGCUUUGCACUCAAAGGGUGGCAGUUUGGAGCGUCAUCAAUCUUUAAUGGCAGCUCAAAAUAUGAUAUUCCAUAAGCCACCCAUCAAUUUAUCGGAUCGUUCCAGGAGCAUAGAACGCAAAGGCAUAUUCCACACAUAUCGUCAACAAAUGAAAGCAUCAAUCGAAUGCGAAUCGCUGCCAGAAGAGAUAUAUGACUUUGGUGGCGUCGGCCUUAAAACCUGUGUGUCUGUGAAAAAGAACAGCGAAGCCAGCGCAAUUCUACAUCCAUCCACAAUGAGUUCGUAUCAAACAGUGCCGGAAGUGCAGCAAAACAGCUUUGGCAUAGAAUAUGCAAUGCAUGACACAGAUGAUAUUCCACGCAAAUGGGAGCGCCAAUGGACAACGCUUCCUCCCCAGCUCCAGGUUGAACUCAAGGACGAAAUUUUGGAAGGAGCCACUUGCAUGCAACUAAACACUGAUGUGGCAAAUCAGAGCAUUCCCCAACCAAUUAGCGAAAAACUAUGGCAACAACGCAAGGACAGCAAUAGCGAUGGUGAAUGGCUAUAUCAAGAGGAAUUGGUCAGGAAGCGUUCGAGCCCAACGCCAGCCGAUGUUAUGCUAAAACAUCAAUCGUUUAAAUCGGAUUCGAUAUUGGGUGGUCCGACAAGCUUACCUGAUUGUUCGAGUGCGAACACGAGGCCAAAGAUACCUAAUCCAAAUGUUUAUCCACUUAAGUUAAAUAACUCGUCAUCUGAUUACUUAAUGUCGUCUUUAGCGACAACAGAGGACACUGCAAAGUCUCGAAAUAGUGAAAAUCAAGAUGGAAUCCGACCCGUAAAUCGUGCAAAUGAUGAGGUCUACUGUGCUACCACAGCGGUGGUAAAAUCAAUAAUGGUGCUUUCGCAAGGUGUGGAAAAAUCGCACGUCGAUGGCUACUUGAGUUUAGUCAAGAAUGUUGGAGUGGAGCUGAGAAAUCUACUUAAAUCAGUCGAUAAUAUUUCUAUAUUGUUUCCGCCGCAAGCUUUAAAAGAAGUGGAGAUGGCGCACAAAGUUCUAUCCAAAGACAUGCAUGAGUUGGUCUCAGCCAUGCACUUAGCACAUCAAUACAAUGAUACUACGCUGGAUAAUGAAUAUCGCAAGAGUAUGCUAUCUGCUGCACACAUCUUGGCCAUGGAUGCUAAGAAUUUAUUUGAUGUGGUCGAUUCAAUAAGGAAUCGUUAUCAAUCGUUCUCAACGAAAAAUGUAAAGAAGCUUGCUCGAAAAGAAUCAAGCGGAUCAUUAAUCUGUGAAUCUGUUCAAUUGGCUUCCGAUAUUGCUAUUGCCGACGAGCCGGUGAACACCAUUGGUUGCAGUGUUGCUGACAUCAGUCUAUAUGAUAAUGAGAAUCUACAGCAAGGCUUCAACACACAACAUUUACAGACGGCACACAGCAGUGGUAUUGUUGGUGACGGAAUAACUCAAAGCAGCUUACACAGACCAAAUGAUAUAAGCCAUGAAUCAAAUGAACCCUUAAAAAUAAUAGAAGACACGUUAAAUAACGCAGCUGAACAUAUGUAUUGUAACACUUCCGCCUUACAUGGCCAUGCAUAAAUUGUAAACUACUAAUUUUCCUAAACUAUCCUGUGCUUAAAUUUCAUACAAAUAAUGUCCACUUCUAAACUUAAAAAAAAAAGCUAAUUUUCUGUGUAUAUAACAAACCAAAAUACGUAUAUGUCAUCAAUCAUGUGCUUUUUUCAUAAAUGCGCAAUUCAUCUCAAGAACUCAUACUUACUUACAUAUACCACAUACAUAUAUUGAAUGUUCAUCAAAUGUGAAGAACAUUCAACGUCGGCCGGCCGCAGUUCAUUAUUAAAUCGUCAAGUAGUCAAAAAUAUUUCUAAGAUAUAAAAUAUGUUUAUGUAAUUACAAAAAAAAAAUUAAUAGUAAAAAUCUGUGAAACAAUUUGUACUUAUUUGUAGAUACAGAUUAUUAUUAACUCUCUAACUUUUAACAAUUUAUUUUCAAAUCUGCCCAAAGCAUUAUUUCGUCCACUGGAACUUAAUUGGGGAGGAUUUAAGAUUAAUAAUGAUUUUAUGGCUACUUCUUCAAACGCAUCAGUAGAGUUCCAAUUUCCAAGCUCAAUGUGUAGUCAAAGUUUAUAGCUGCUACUUUCUGAUUAGAAAGGGUUUUUUGAAAAACUUUUGUAUACAGAGCUCAUUUGUUCAAAACUUCCACCAGUUUCCACCGAUGUCGGGGUCACAUAAAAGACGCUUCUUACGUGUUUUAUUGGCAGUUUAUUUUUCAGAAAAUAAUAAAUAGCUUUUGUAAAAAAGUUAGCAUAUCUCUUAAAUUGUAACAAGCAAGGCUUUUUUUUUAAAUAGGAUAUGGGUAUGCUUGCAGAACUUAUUAAUUUAAUUAAGGCAUCAAAU